AUGACCGAAAAAGGCAUGGAUAAGAAUAAUAUGCUGCCAGCACAUCGCCCGCGCCGACGGGGUUCCCGCGCCGGCGUGGCGGCAAGAACUCAGCCGAAGCCCAACCGGACGGAAUCGCUUUUUUUUAAGACGAAGAUUUGCGCCUUCUGGCUUGAGGGUCGAUGCCUACGGGGAGCCGGCUGCAAAUAUGCGCAUGGAGACAACGAGCGCCAUGAAGAGCCGGAUCUCACCAAGACAGCCUUAUGUCGGAAGAUGCUCAGUGGUGGGGAGUGCAAAGAUCCCAAAUGCACCUACGCCCACAACAGAGAUGAGUUGAGAAGUACAGCAGAUGUGUAUAAGACGUCCAUGUGCACCUUCUUCAAGUAUGGCCGAUGUCAGAUGGGUUCCAGUUGCCGACAUGCCCACUUCGAAAGCGAGCUGCGAUCCCAUAAGGAGAUCCAGGCGCUUGAUGUGUGCAAGCCGAUCCACAGUGCAGAGGAGCUGGAAGGCGACUCAGAUGACGACUUUCUGAACGAGGUUGACACAAAGUGGGAAAGGGCAAUCACCAUGCCUCCAGCAAUAGGACAGCAAUUGCCGCAACAAAGUAGAGAGCGUGCUUUCACUAAAGGUAUUACUCCAGAUCCUCAUCCCAAAUGGGCUGACAUCACUGAAGACGCCGAGGAGGACGAUGAUGACUUUUUCGACGACAGUUUGUGGGGUCGCAUGUCCACCACGCCAGCACCAACGACACAACCAAUGAAGGAGCAGGUGCAACUACAUUCACAUCUCACCAACACGAUGCACAGAAAUGGCCCUGGCAUUUUGGAGGCCAAUCUGGCUCGCCCUGACGUCAUUCCUGGACCAAGCAUCGUGCAGGUGCAGAUGAUGCCGCAGAACAAUGCGAUGCAUCAAAACGCUCCAGGGAUGAUGGAACAGGGGGCCGGUGCAAACAAUAUGCAGAUGCCAAUGCAACCGCAGCUCGUGGCUGUGGCGCACGGAGCUCAAUCCCCGUGCCAGCCAAAUAUGCCAGGACAAGGUAUGGCGCCCGUGGCUCAGAACAACUUCGUUCAAGGAGUCCCGGCCCAGCAGAUGCAAAUGAUGGGUGGGUACAACGUGGCAAACGUGGCCAAUGUGGCCAACGUAGCCAACGUGGCAAAUGUCGCCAACGUGGGGAAUGUGGCCAAUGUUCCGGCCAUGGCUAUCGUGGUGCCAGUGCCUGUGCCAGUCAUGGUAAUGCCUCAACAGGCUCAGCAGGCAAUGGGAUCUGAUGGUCCAGGUAGCCCUGCUAGCAUCAGCAACGUGGGCAACAACGUCGGCGUCGCGCAGGUCGCGCAGAUGCAAGGGAUGCAGCCUAUGCCUAUGCCUAUGCAGCAGCAGCAACAGCAGCAGCAGCAGCAGGGCACUGUGAUCGCGAUGCCGGGGCAUUGCGGUGCACAAGCCAGGGAGGUGAAUGGUGCAGCGCCGACCACCGUGACAGAAACAAAGAAGGACAACAUGAUGCGGUGGUGA
This is a messenger RNA of Cladocopium goreaui, 1488 nucleotides long. The record is from the annotation of a GenBank genome assembly. Lineage: Eukaryota; Dinophyceae; Suessiales; Symbiodiniaceae.